Messenger RNA from Calypte anna (Anna's hummingbird), 12161 nucleotides. RefSeq names its product erb-b2 receptor tyrosine kinase 4 (gene ERBB4). Gene Ontology annotation, cellular component: signaling receptor complex; basal plasma membrane. Gene Ontology annotation, biological process: multicellular organism development; protein phosphorylation; cell surface receptor protein tyrosine kinase signaling pathway. NCBI's taxonomy places the organism in Eukaryota, Metazoa, Chordata, Aves, Apodiformes, Trochilidae. The transcript is spliced from 29 exons. Gene Ontology annotation, molecular function: epidermal growth factor receptor binding; transmembrane receptor protein tyrosine kinase activity; ATP binding. The record is from RefSeq and is a predicted model, not a curated record. Bases 1 to 3972 code for a protein of 1323 amino acids.
AUGCCGGCGGCGGCCGGGGGGCUGCUGUGGUGGAGCUGCUGCGUGCUGGCGGCGGCGGCCGGGGCUCCGCGAGUCUCCGCGGCCGCGCAGUCAGUGUGUGCUGGCACUGAGAACAAGCUGAGCUCUCUCUCUGACCUGGAGCAGCAGUAUCGGGCCCUCCGCAAGUACUAUGAGAACUGUGAGGUCGUUAUGGGCAACCUGGAAAUCACCAGCAUUGAGCACAACCGAGAUCUCUCCUUCCUCCGGUCUAUCCGAGAAGUCACAGGCUAUGUUUUGGUGGCUUUGAACCAGUUUGAAUACCUCCCACUGGAGAACCUGCGCAUCGUUCGUGGGACCAAGCUCUACGAGGAGCGAUACGCUCUGGCGAUAUUUCUUAACUACAGAAAGGAUGGCAACUUUGGACUCAGGGAACUUGGCUUGAAGAACUUGACAGAAAUACUGAAUGGAGGGGUGUAUGUUGGCCAGAACAAAUUUCUUUGCUUCGCAGACACCAUCCAUUGGCAGGAUAUUGUGCGUAACCCCUGGGCCUCCAAUUUCACUUUGGUUCCAACCAAUGGCAGCUCAGGAUGUGGUCGAUGCCACAAGUCCUGCACAGGCCGAUGCUGGGGACCCACAGAGAAUCACUGCCAGACCUUGACAAAGACAGUGUGUGCAGAGCAGUGUGAUGGGCGGUGCUACGGGCCCUACGUCAGCGACUGCUGCCACCGGGAGUGCGCUGGAGGCUGCUUUGGACCUAAAGACACUGAUUGCUUUGCCUGUAUGAAUUUCAAUGAUAGCGGAGCAUGUGUCACACAGUGCCCCCAGACUUUUGUAUACAACCCUACCACCUUCCAGCUGGAGCAUAAUCACAAUGCCAAGUACACCUAUGGGGCUUUUUGUGUCAAAAAGUGCCCACACAACUUUGUGGUGGAUUCCAGCUCUUGUGUCCGUGCAUGUCCGAGCUCCAAGAUGGAGGUUGAAGAAAAUGGUAUCAAGAUGUGCAAGCCCUGCACAGACAUUUGCCCUAAAGCGUGUGAUGGCAUUGGAACAGGGAGUUUAGUGUCAGCUCAGACAGUGGAUUCCAGCAACAUUGACAAGUUCAUAAACUGUACCAAGAUCAAUGGCAACCUUAUCUUCCUUGUUACUGGGAUUCAUGGGGACCCAUAUCACACAAUUGCUGCAAUCAAUCCAGAGAAAUUAAAUAUUUUCCAAACAGUGAGAGAGAUAACAGGGUAUUUGAAUAUCCAGUCGUGGCCUGAGAAUAUGACAGAUUUCAGGGUGUUUUCUAAUUUGGUUACUAUUGGUGGAAGAGCUCUCUAUAGUGGCCUUUCCUUACUCAUCCUGAAGCAGCAAGGCAUUACCUCUCUGCAGUUUCAGUCCUUGAAGCAAAUCAGUGCUGGCAACAUCUACAUAACAGACAACAGCAAUUUGUGCUACUACCACACAGUCAACUGGACAAGCCUCUUCAGCACUCCCAGUCAGAAGACAGUGAUUCACCGAAAUAAAAAGGCAGAGAACUGCACUGCUGAUGGAAUGGUGUGUAAUGAGUUGUGCUCAAGUGAUGGCUGCUGGGGGCCAGGGCCAGACCAGUGUCUCUCCUGCAAACGCUUCAUCAGGGGAAGGACCUGCAUAGACUCCUGUAACCUCUAUGAUGGGGAAUUCCGGGAGUUUGCAAAUGGCUCUGUCUGUGUGGAGUGUGAUCUCCAGUGUGAAAAGAUGGAAGAAACCAUGAUCACGUGCUAUGGGCCGGGACCUGAUCACUGCACGAAGUGUUUGCAUUUUAAGGAUGGUCCAAAUUGUGUGGAAAAAUGUCCUGAUGGCUUACAGGGGGCCAACAGCUUUAUUUUCAAAUAUGCUGAUGAGGAUCGCGAGUGCCAUCCAUGUCAUCCAAACUGCACCCAAGGGUGUAGAGGUCCCGCUAGUCAUGACUGCAUUUACUAUCCAUGGACACGACAGUCCACUUUACCACAACAUGCUAGGACCCCUCUGAUUGCUGCUGGAGUUAUUGGUGGCCUCUUCAUCAUUGUCAUUCUGGGCCUGACAUUUGCUGUCUACGUUCGGCGCAAAAGCAUUAAAAAGAAGAGAGCUCUGCGAAGAUUCCUGGAGACUGAGCUUGUGGAACCAUUGACUCCAAGUGGCACAGCACCCAACCAGGCACAGCUUCGUAUCCUGAAGGAAACCGAGCUGAAAAGAGUCAAGGUUCUGGGCUCUGGAGCCUUUGGAACUGUAUACAAGGGCAUUUGGGUCCCUGAGGGAGAAACUGUCAAGAUUCCUGUGGCCAUUAAGAUCCUUAAUGAGACCACUGGUCCGAAAGCCAACGUGGAGUUUAUGGAUGAAGCUCUUAUCAUGGCCAGCAUGGACCACCCCCACCUGGUGAGACUCCUGGGUGUCUGUCUGAGCCCGACCAUUCAACUCGUCACUCAGCUGAUGCCUCAUGGCUGCCUCUUGGAUUAUGUUCAUGAACAUAAGGAUAAUAUUGGUUCCCAGCUUCUGCUUAACUGGUGUGUCCAAAUAGCUAAGGGAAUGAUGUACCUGGAAGAGAGGAGACUUGUCCACCGGGACUUGGCAGCCCGUAAUGUCUUGGUGAAAUCUCCAAACCAUGUGAAGAUCACUGACUUUGGCUUGGCCAGGCUUUUGGAAGGAGAUGAGAAGGAGUAUAAUGCUGAUGGUGGGAAGAUGCCAAUUAAGUGGAUGGCUCUGGAGUGCAUACACUACAGGAAAUUUACUCAUCAGAGUGAUGUUUGGAGCUAUGGAGUCACCAUCUGGGAGCUUAUGACCUUUGGUGGGAAGCCAUACGAUGGAAUCCCAACACGAGAGAUCCCCGACCUGCUGGAGAAGGGAGAGAGGUUGCCCCAGCCUCCAAUCUGCACUAUUGAUGUUUAUAUGGUGAUGGUGAAGUGCUGGAUGAUUGAUGCUGAUAGUCGGCCAAAAUUCAAGGAACUGGCUGCUGAAUUCUCUAGAAUGGCUCGAGACCCUCAGAGAUAUUUAGUAAUUCAGGGAGAUGAUCGUAUGAAGCUCCCAAGCCCUAAUGACAGCAAGUUCUUCCAAAAUCUUCUUGAUGAGGAAGACCUGGAAGAUAUGAUGGAUGCUGAAGAGUAUCUUGUCCCUCAAGCCUUCAACAUUCCUCCUCCCAUCUACACCUCCAGGACAAGAAUUGAUUCCAACAGGAGUGAAAUUGGACACAGCCCUCCUCCUGCCUACACCCCUAUGUCAGGAGUCAUGAUGUCGAAAUAUCCUUGCACACCCUUGCUGAAAAACAAAAUGAACCAGUUUGUGUACAGAGAUGGUGGCUAUGCUGCGGAAGUGCCGAUGCCCUACAGAGCUCCUGGCUGCAUAAUACCAGAAGCCCCAGUUGCUCCAGGGGCCACAGCAGAGAUCUGUGAAGAUGCUUGCUGCAAUGGCACACUGAGGAAACAGGUGACAACCCUGGCAAAAGAAGACAGCAGCACCCAGAGGUACAGCGCUGAUCCCACCGUCUUCAUACCCGAGCGGGUUGUCCGGGGAGAGCUGGAUGAGGAUGGGUACAUGACACCAAUGCGAGACAAAACUAAAACAGAUUACCUAAACCCAGUGGAAGAGAACCCAUUUGUUUCCAGACGAAAGAAUGGAGAUCUCCAAGCUGUGGACAACCCAGAGUAUCACAACGCUCCGAACGGGCAGCCCAAAGCAGAGGAUGAGUACGUAAAUGAGCCAUUGUACCUCAACACUUUUGCAAACACCUUGGAAAAUGCAGAGUACCUGAAGAACAAUUUGCCGGAGAAAGCCAAGAAGGCCUUUGACAACCCAGACUACUGGAAUCACAGCCUGCCCCCUCGAAGCACCCUCCAGCACCCAGACUACCUGCAAGAGUACAGCACAAAAUACUUUUACAAACAGAAUGGACGGAUCCGGCCCAUUGUGGCAGAGAAUCCCGAAUACCUCUCCGAGUUCUCCCUGAAGCCUGGCACUGUGCUGCCUCCACCACCCUACAGACACCGAAACACAGUGGUGUAGAGACCGUGGGCCUAUGGAAGUGGAAAGGCAACCCCUUCUAGCUGCCUCACUCUUUCUCUCCCGCUCUUCUUUUCUCUCUCUUCCCUCUCUCCCUUUCUUUCUCCCAUGAGCUUCCUCUUCUUGCCAGUUCACUCAUUUUUGAUAUUUCCAAGUUGAAAGAGUGUCUUGGAAUCACUUGCAGAUUAGGUUGGGAACCUGGAAGGAAGGAAAGAAGGAAGAGACUGAAAGAAGGCAAGUACAGCCUGGCAAUUCUCACGUUCUGCAGAUCCAGAGGGUCGGCUGAUCAGAGAAGCCAGACAGUACCAGUCAAGGCCAGUGGCAGUGUUGCCUGCUCUCAAGAUAGUUCCCAGUGAUUCAACCCAGACAUUAUAGGAAAGUCUCAUAGAGACUCUUUCCUUCAGCAGGAACUGAUGAGAGUCUGUACAGCAUUCCUGGAAAUCUCAAUGCAGUUUCCAUUAGGGGGAAAAAAUGGACAAUUUUUAUAUCAUGUGCGAUAGCAUAGUAAUUGAGAUUGAGAAUCCAAUUUCUUUCUCUAACACUUUUUAUCCCAGCAACCGAAAAUGGCCAGCCUGGCUUUUCAUAAUCGUUUAGAUCUUCAUUGUGGCUUUCCAAGAAAUGAUGAUGUGACUCUAAUAUACAGCUAAACCCUUUCUCUGAGCCACACCAUGAUUUUGUGUCAAUUCUUAACCACAAAGACUCCAGCUCAGAACUGGUACAUGACGCAACCAUUUUUUUUUAUGUGCCAACCUGACAAACCCUUUGAACGUAAAAACCCUUUCAGAAGAGAGUAGCAAAACCACACCUCAAACAAAUUCUUUUUGAAGAAUAAAGUCAGGCCAAGAAACAAAGAUUUGUAUGCAAAAAGCUUUGCUUUCCUUUUUUAUACCAGCUAAUGAUAGAUACAUAAAAGACCCAAACAAAUUCUUCCCUCUUUUUCUUCUUCAUGCUCAUGAAGGGAGUUGGGGAUGCUGUCAGGCAACACUGAGGACAAGAUGGAGAACUGGAGAGUGUGAUAUGGGUCAUGAAGGCUGCUGGUGUUCUGUGGGGUGGUGGCAGAAAGGGUCCUUUCAAUUGGAAGAAAGACACUGGACAGGAGAAAAUGCACAUGGCAGUUCACUGGAAAGUUAGUUUGCACUUAAGCUCCGAUUUUAUUUGAACUGUUUUCUGGGUUUUGAAUGAAGCAAUAUGGAAGUGACCAGCAAAAUACAAAAAUAAUAAUUUUAAAUUAAAUAAUAAUUAUAUUUAAAAGAUGACUGUGGAAAUGCCAAAAUGAAGCAAAUCAAGUCUUUGGAACAAUGUCUACAAGUUCUGAGAGGCCAUUGCAUUGACUGCUUCAGAGAAUACAGUGACAGAGCAACCAGCUCUUACUGCUGCCAUGUGAAGGACAGUAGAGCAAGUCCUGAAAGGGAAAAGAGGUAGCAAAUGUCUUGCUCUGGCUUGCAGCACAGUACAGAAUACUUCUUUCUAAAAGGAGGAUUACUUUGGCACGGAAGACAGUGCAUAUGAGGUUUGGGAAAGUCAAAAUGUGCAUGACUUGCAGAGCUUUGCGUCACAAAUGUAAAUAAGUAUAAGUAAGUCUCCUUGCACUUAGUUCUGCUUUUGUCAACCUCAGUUUUUAGGCAGACACCCCCACCUCACCUCCCAGCCUGCUCCUCUUUGGAAGUGUCUUUCAGCAAGAGUUUUGGAUGAUUUUAGAAACCUAAGGCAGAUGGAGCUGGGAAGGGAGGCGAUGGCUUGCUCCUGACAAACCAAGAUCUGUGUGUCUAAGAGCAUCUGUGUGCCCAAUUCCCACCAAAAAUCUUAAGGAACUAUUAAGUACCUUCAGGUACUUAAGAUCUGCCCAUGUCUCUAUCCAUCAAUGUUUUUAAAGGGAAAGAAACCAUACCUGAUGGAUGGAAAUCUUAGGUGACACAACAGCAUUUCAGUUUGUGUGUUUCAAUACUGUUAAAGUCAAGAUCUUCAAGGUGACCUAACCUGGCAACAAAGCCAGCAACAACCAGUGGUCUGGAAAUGGCAUCAAGCUCCUCCGAAUUCCUGCCAUCUCAACAGCUUCCCACCUUUAAUGGUAGGGAAGCAGAGGAAGGAAUAAAAGCAAGCAAUAGUUACCCAAGUCAUGGUGGCUGAGGGUCAGCUUGACCAAGGUAUGAAGAGAUUUCAAACCUGGGGUUGUUGGUCUGCUUGUAGAUGGGAAACAAAUUGUGUAUGAUCACUAGGCCAAGGUUGGUUCAGCUGAUGUUUGUGCAUCAGGUGUGUUCGGCCAUGUGGCCGAUACCGAACCUGUAAACCCAGUCUGUGGCCAAAGAGUCUGAACACACUGAGGUGGGACAGAUGGUUGCAAAACCAUCAAGCACCUGAGAGGCCUUGCCUGUUGGCAGGAGACAGAGACAGGAACUGGGCAGGGGCUGCAGCAGAGGCGGGUGGCAUGGUGUCCUGGACACAGCUCCAGGGAAGGUAUUCCCGUGGUAGUGCUCACAGGGUGUUGUCUGGAGUGCAGGCACAGGCCUGCCAGAUUGGGAUGCACUUGCUGAGCUCCCUGGGGACAAGGACUGGCACAGGAUUGUGGAUGUCCUGUUUCAGCACAGAAGUAGCUGGAUUUACAUAGGUUGGUGGAGAAGGGGUUGGUUUGUCCCUGAACAAGUCUUCUAACCGAGUAACUCCUAAUGGAGAAAAAACAGAAUCCUGGUUCAGCUUAUGUGCUUGAGUUCAAAGAGGUUCACUCAGAGGCUGCUGGGGCAGAGGAUGCACCCCUCCAAACCCAGGGGGGAUGGUGCUGGGAUGUAGCUGCUAACAAAAGGUGAGACCUGUUUGUUUCUCUGGUAACUAAGUAGUAGUUACUGGUGUUGGAAACAAACCCAUUAAAUAAUCAAAAUGUAAAUAAUGGUGGUUUUUAACAAUUUCUGCAUUUUAUUUCUUACAAGACUUGAAUUAUUUAUUCCUUUCAAUUGUUGACUGUGGGUGUGAUAUAAUAUAUGAAGUAGCAUGGAAAUGCAGAGGUGCCUUGAAGUGAAGCAGUGUGAAGGCCAAAAGGGGCCGUACAGAGCUGGGGCUUGGACACGGCCAGGCUGAGCUGUGCUGAGCUCUGUCUUGGGUAGCAGAGGGCAAAAAAAAAGGAUUACUAGGUUAAUUAACAUGGUCAUUCUUGAUGAUGGAAAACUCUUUUUAUUUGGUUUUGGUUUUGUUUUGUUUUGUUUUGUUUUCUCCCCCUGGGCUUCUGGGUUGAGAUGCAGUUGCCAGAAAUGCCUCUUGUAUGUCCUGCUGUGCCAGCUCUUGACCUUUGCUGCGGCAUCUGGGCCUGUGUGGUGCUGUGUGUCUGGUUAACCAGGUUCCUUUUCCCUGGGAAAAGCAACAGCCUUGGAAACACAGGUCAUAAAUAUGCACAUUUCCUUGGGAAGAGUAGUGCCUCUGAGCUGCCUUGGCGGAUUUUUGUGUUUUUGCCAAAGAAAGUUUUAGGGAUGGUUAAAAAAGCAAACUGAAGAGAACUGUUGGGCUGCUUUAAGCUGAUCAGCAGAAAUACCUGCCUGGCCCUCAUGGGGUAUGGCUGCUGGCUUGGUGAAAGAAGUCAGUCCAAUGUACAUGGCAAAAUCGUGGCAAAUAUUGAACUGAUUGUGUUAUGAAAGAUGAGGACCAAGGUUUUCAAUAAGUAAUUACAGGCUUGCAGAAAGAGCAGAUAUUUCCACACACAAGCUGCAUUUUAUCAGCACAAAGCCAUUGGUGAGAACAUCAACACAAAGAUUUUGUCUGGUUUUAAUUAAUUCUCUGGUUCUAUUAUGAUGACUGUAUACAGCACUGUCAGUUUUUAUGGAUUUUUAUAAUGCAGUCUCUUAUUUGCAAAUGUGUUCCUUUCCCAUAUUGUAACCUGAUUGAUAGAAGAGUAGUGACAAAUUUUUCAAGAGCAGGUACCUGAGCGUGUAUCAGCCAUUGUCCAAGGCACAAAGCAACACACUAAAUGAAAGAGAACAAGGGCUUAUUUUUUUCCUAAUCUCUUUCAAUGAUACUUGUCUUAGAUGUUAUUAUCUACCUGAGGGUUGCUUCAGAGAAACAUGGAUGCUGGAUCUGAUUGACUUGUUGUAACAUAAUUGACUGAAACCAACUACUUUCAGGUUUCUUUCUUCAGCUCUUUUCAAAUUUUUCUUUUUCUGCAAAAUUGCCAGGAGGGAUUCUUACGUGGCCAUUCAGUCAGAAAUAGCAGAGUAUUUAGAGCUUGCUUUCCAAAUGGUCACCUCACACAAGUAGCAAGCAAUGGAAGUAGAUUGGAGAGAGUAUCAGCAGUAGGAGCUACCAUGUGAGUCUGUUUCAGGCAUCUGAAGCUCAGCCCAGAAUUUUGUACAGAGAAAGGUUAUGUUAACCCUGGCCACACAACUUAUUUAGUAGAAAAUGCAUCUCUUGGCUGCAGGAACUGUACUCAGAGUUCUCAUUCCAUUUAUUUCCUGGAUUAAUGGAGAGAUGCCUUUCCUGUUCUUCAGCUGGUAAGCCCAAUGGCUGAGUGUGAAGGGCCCUUGGGGCCCAUGGAGCUGGGACUGGGCAGCUAAACCAGGGGCUAUCCAUCCAAUACCAGUUUGCAAUAAAGAUUUGAGAGGGAGCUAUGGGUGAGCAUUUCCCCCACCCUCAGGCACCACCAGUCCCAACCCAGAAGCAAAUGAAAUGGCAGCUGUGACAGACCAGACUCUCUGUGGAUCAGUUCUUUCCAAGGCUAUAGGUGGGACUGGGCAGCAUUGGGGAAAAGCACCAGAUGUGAGCUAAAUCAUCCUAGAGAUAUAGGUUGGGUUUUCUUGAGGAUGGACCUAUACAGGGAACUCAGAUGUUAAAGAAAUUUAUUUUUUCCCCUGGGGUGUCUGUGUAAUUGUCCUACAUCAUGCUGGCAGCUGAAGGAAUGAAAGGUUUAUUUGGACGCCUUUAUACCACCUGGGAGAUGAGGUGGCUUUUGCACAAAUCAGGAUUAGGCUGUUGGUCAUGUAAUUCCCCAGGGUAGCAGCAGGCACCCCAAUCAGCCCCGCUUCCCGCAGGAGCUCUGUGCACCCCAUGCAGACAGCUCUGUAUGGAGAGGGCAGCACACACGUGCACACACAGGGACACUCACACCCUCCCUCUGCCCACCCUCAUAGGGGGAGAAACAGAGGUGCCCCAUGGACUGCCACCUGAGGUAUCACUCACUUUUUGGGGUGUUUUUUCACUCACUUUGCACACCUGGCAUAUCCAGGCUUUCAUCCUGGUUUCCCAAUCGUGUUUUGGAACUGUGGAGGCUCAGGUGGGUAUUUACCUGCUUUGAAGGCUGUUUAGCUUGAGGGUGACUGGUGGAACAGUCAUGUUUAGCAUGAACCAGGACCAAGCCUCCAGUUAUCAGUCACCUCCAUGGUUCUUGAAGGGUACCUCAAAGAGGACAGGAUCACCUUGAGUUCUCUUUGCAGAUAUUUUUCCAAAGGUGUUACUUGGAGCUACAUGAAGACUGUUCACCUGUUCUCUUCUAGCUCUAUCACUUGCAGUAUUCUCAUUGCUGAGGAUCUUAGAUCUCUGCUGCUAACAAGUUUUGUCUAUUGUUAUAUAAAAUCUUUGGUUUGGGUUCAGAUUUUUGUUUUCAGAAAGCCAAGGCUGUGUGUGUGGGGGGUUGGUUAGCUGGAAUGUUCACACUUCAUCACAUGAAAGGAGCUGCAGUUGUUCCACAGGGCAGCUUCCCUGUUUGAAGAAUUCCCUCUCUUCUUUAUAUUCUGGCUCUUGCUGAGCUUUACACGGGUAGAAAAGGUCACUGUUACAACUAGGGCUUUCAAAUUUGGAAUAAAUAACAGAAUUAAAGCUCUGUGGUUUGAAAUGCUGCUCUAAAAUGUCCAAAAAUCACAUCUCCACUGUUGUUUUGAUUUUCUUUUCCUGUACUGCUGUGUGACUUAGCAGGUUGUUCCACUGGUGGGCUCAUUGCUCAGGGGAAAGGCAGUGAAGGCUGCAGUCCAGAGGUCUGGGUGUUGCAGAGCACCUUUCAGUGUUCAGAAAGCAGUGGGAAUCAGUGGGACAAACAGCAGCCGAGCACAUCUCCUAUCUGGAGCCAGACUGAGGACAUGUUUCCACCCACAGCAUUCUCCAGCUGGGUUCUGUGCCCACGAGCCAAGUAAAGGUGUGAGGGAGAAGACUAAGGACAUGAUCCCCAUUAGGAAACAAGAAGAGUCAGAGCUGCUGUUUCUUCCUGUUUUAUUAUUUAAUUUUGAGUUUUGUGGACCUUGGUAGAGAGGGGCUUUCAGGGGAGAUUUGUAAGGUGUUAUGUAGUGUGAGUUGUUACGUCCCAGUUCUUCUCCUCCCCAGUAACAAAGCCAUGAAAUCAGGCUCCAGACAUGUGGUGGAUGAAAGCACCAGGGUGAAGGUGCAUCCUGCACAGCUCAGAGGUGACCGGGGCUGCUGCUGCCCUGCGCUGGCUCUCAGCACCCUUUGCCAGCAGGUUGGUCCCCGUGGCACCACUGUCCCCGUGCCCUGCCCCACCUUUGAGCUCUCUUAGGGAGUAAACACUGUAUUGUCCAUAGCACUCCGAAGACUAAACCCUUUUGGGAUAACCACAGUAAUAAACUGUGAAUGGUAUUUUAUAAGUAAGUGUAGAUAUGUAUGCCGUUCUUUCGAGGUAAGGUACUCUGACAUAUGUAGCAUAAACUGGUACUGCUGUUAAAUGGGUCGAUUACUAACUGAGCAGCUGUGUAAGGGGGAGCUAACUUUGAAUGCACUCAACCACUGUUCCUUUGAAGGUGGGCACUGAAGGUAGGUGCUGAGUACUUCUCUUUUUACAGUGGGGUAAGCUAAGAGGAGCAUGCAGGUCAAUGGAAACAAUUUUUAAUAGCAUCUUAAUGUUAGAAAUUGGUGCACAUUUGAUACAUGAUUCACAGUGGUUUUAGUCCCUUGUUUUUGCCCAAUUUUUGCGAUUUCCCCAGCAUCAUAAGGCAGAAUUUUCAGGCUGUAGCAGUGUUAGAGUAGGGAGGGGAAACUGAGGGGAAAAGCUGUGUCUUUCUAGAAGUACAGAUAUCCAAAAUGUGUGUCCUGACCUGGCUGUCUUGAACAGCCUCAAGUUGUUCUUUUCUGAUGAGGCUGAUUCCAAGGAUGACAUUACUGUCCCCUCCCCUCUGGGAGGAGGCACAGGGACAAGAAUCCAGGCACAGUGAGGGGGGUGGCUGUGACCACUGCAUCCAGCCCAUCCCAAAGGAAAGGAACAACCACAGGAGGUGGGUGGGAGGGAGAUGGGCAGGGUGUCGGUUUCAGCCAGUUCUCCAUGUUCUCAAAGGGAAAAGGGACAAAAAAACCAUCAAUACUUCUGCCUUAUGAAGAACCUUUAGAAGAAGAGAAGCAUCAGUGUGUUGGGGAAGAUCUGCAUUUCUUGCAAAGUGAUGCAUUCAGAGUUAGCUGCCUUUCUGAAACAAAAAAAAAAAAAUUAAAAAAAGCCUACAAAAAACUACUGUAUGUUACUUUGAAAAUGUGAAUAGUAUUUUUAUAGCUUGUUAAAGACACAGCUAGUUGCAUUUGUAAAUAAGGAUAAUGUUGCUUUUAUUUUCCUUGUGGACACCAUUAUUUGGAACAUAAUUGUCCUUAGGGUUGAUUUGUAUAUAGGUAAUUUGCUUGUGAUUUAAGCCUCCCCUUUUCUUUCCCUUCCCACCCUCUGGUUUUGGUUAGAAGUACCAUUUUUGGCAUUCUGUGUGAUUCUGUGUUUUAGCACUAUUGUGGUGUGUUCAGAUUUUCUGCACUUGCUUACACAGUAGGGUAUGCCAGUUGUGUGUGGCGUAACGUUACUUUAACCUUUCGUUCCUCAUAUUUUAGCUACCGCGGGUUAUGCACUGUUACAAUACUUACUGACCUGGGUUAAUAUUAGGGACAUAUUUUAGCAUAAUUUUUCCUUCUUUUCAUGGUUUCUUGUUUAUUUUCUCUGUUUUCUUCCCUCCCCUUUUGUCUUGUUUGGAAGCUGGGGAGAAACCUGUGGCUCUUCUCUUUGUGUGGUUAUAUAUCCCCCCCCUCCCUCCCCCGUGUGCAGUCCCGAGUUUCUCCUCACGGUCCUUGGGGUAGAGCUGUAUCUGUUUGUUAAGGCAAAUGUAGACUGCGACCCACCUUGCAUCAACCCACGCUCAUCCCAGCUGAACAAUUUGAAAACUGUUCUGCCUUUUUGUUACAUGAAUCUGUCAGAAAUAUAUUUUUAAUUUAAUAUAAAUGAAAUUCAAUAAAAUACGAAAAAAGUC